Molecule: messenger RNA, 44177 nt
Organism: Podarcis lilfordi (Lilford's wall lizard)
Lineage: Eukaryota; Metazoa; Chordata; Lepidosauria; Squamata; Lacertidae
Source: the annotation of a GenBank genome assembly
CACAGUUGCUCCUGAUUUGCUGCUUCCUUUACCCUCUAAAAAUAUGUGUGUUUGUGUGUGUGUACAUGGACUUUUUAAAAGAGUGAGGUCUGUUUUAUGUGUUUAAAAUAUUUCCAUACUGCCUUGUCUAGUGACUUAAUGCAGAACAAAUUACUCUGCCACAGCAAAAGUGUGUCCCCCAAAAAAAUCUAUGUAGCAAAGCCACAAUUUAUUAAAACAACUUCAAUAGUAAAAAUGCCUGUGCAAGUAAUGAGAGAGAGGGUGAUUUGGGGGGAGAUGGAGUUGCAAAUUUGGGCCACAGAAAUUUGAACUGGCCCAAGACACUUUGACACCUGAGGCAAACCACGAAAUGAUGCCCUCUCCCCACCAGGGAAGAAGGGGUGAGUGAUGAUCUACAGCGGGAACAGGGAGUGGGGUGGGGAAUAAAAAUCUAUGUUGGGAACAACGGUGGGAAGAGACCAGCAGCACCUCUAUUUGACCUCCAGCAAGCGCAUUGCAGCUGUUGCUGCCACAGCAGCAGUGGUGAUGCAUUGCUUGGAGGCCAGAUCUGCUGCCCCUGUGGAUCCUGCCACCUGCGGUGGUUGCCUCCCCUUGCCUCAUGGGUGGGCCAGCGUGGGUGUGAAGUCCCUAUGGAACACCGGACAAGGCCACUGAAAUGGUUUGAGACCCUGGCUGGGUUGGCUCCAGAUCAUUUCAGGUCCCCACUCUCAUGUGCUGGAUUGGGCCCCAAAUCAGAUUGAGGGGGACACACACCAUUCUAAUACAGACUUGGAAUAGAAUCCUAAACACCCUUAUCUGGGAGUAAAUCCCAGUGAGCCUUGUGGGGCUUGCUUCCAAGAAGACAUGCACAGAAUUAAAGCCUUGGAGCAGGAACAGCCAUCCUGGAGCCCUCCAGAUUCUGUUGGAAUGCAACUCCCAUCUGUCAUGGGCCAGAAGUUGGCUUCACCUGCUGAGCAGCAGCCUGAAGGAGCAGAAGAUGAAGUGGCUCUACCUGCUGCUGAUCAGCCUUCUUGCUUUUGAUGAGAACCAGCUGGCUCCAGAUUUCUUAAGCAGGGUUUCCAGUCUCAGUGAGUUGCUGAAACAACAUUCAUAAUUCCUGACCAGACUCUUGCUGCUUCAUGCUUCUUGUGACGUUGGACCCUCGGCUUUCUUGACCCCCGGAUCGUCUGACUAUGUGAACUGAGAUACUCCUGAACUUAGGACUGGACUGGACCUUGUACAGUGGUACCUCGGUUUAUGAACUUAAUCCUUUCCAGAAGUCUGUUCUUAAACCAAAGCCGUUCUUAAACCGAGGUGUGCUUUCCCUAAUGAGGCCUCCCACCACAGGUUCCCCUUCCACUGUUUGGCUUCCGUUCGUAGACUGAGGUAAAGUUUGCUAACCGGAACACUACUUCCGGUUUUGCGGAGUUCAUAUACCAAAUAGUUCAUAAACAGGGCUGUUCUUAAACCGAGGUCCCACUGUAUAUGGACUCUGCUGUCAGGCAACCUCUCCCCUGAGACUCGGCCGGUUGGCUGGCCUCUCCCCCCACUGAGCUCUGCCGUGGCCGGCAGCACAGGACUACCACCCCAUCUCUGCUGACUGUUGGCUGUAGCUAACAACAUCUGGGCAAUUCCAUAUGGGCUAUCUCAGGCCCUCCAAGUGUCCCUGUUUUCCAGGGAAAGCCCCAGAUUUACAAAAGCUGUCCUGGAUUCUGAUUUGAUCCUGGAAUAUCCUGCUUUUCCUUAGGAUGUCCCUAUUUUCAUCAGAGGAUUGUUGAAGGCAGUGCUAUUUUUCCAAAAAAAGAGAUGCCAGAACUCACCAUGAACACCUCCCUCUUUCUCUCAGAAUGGUAAUAGUGGCCACCUGGAAGGUGAUGGAACCCACCGAGAGGUGCCAGAACAGAGCUAUGGUGCGUUCCGGCUGCAAAGAAACCCUGGUUGGAGGGUUAAAGAUGUGCUGCUGAGCCUUAAAAACUUGCAGCCAGCUGGCAAGGGGUUAGGCAUGAGGUGGCCAGCAAUGGUUUGGGGGAACUAAAGUUUUUUAGGAACUGUAUGAAAAACCUGCUCUUCUGGUUUCCUGCCGAUCGGGAAGGGAGCGUGGAUCUGAUCGUCCGAUCAGUCUGAGACCUGCAGGGGAAAGAGGGGAGAGCUCCAAGGCAAGCCCCCCCCCCCCGCAAGUUCCGCUAUGUUGUGGAACAUUGAGAAGUCCGGCAGAGCCCCUGAAGAACACCACCGGAAGGCAAGUAGCGGGGAAAGAGUGGUCUAGAGCGCUCAUGGCUGCAUCGCGAACCUGUGGGUCAAAGCCUCAAUCUGCCACUGUAAGCAGGGGAUUUUCAUACCAACAUUAUAAAGCCGAAAAAUGUCAGUAAGAAGAUUUCUGUAAAUGUUUGAAAUUUCUUUCUUUCAAUUCAGUGAAAACGGAAACUAGAAAGGAAGUCAACUUCCAUUUUCUGGCUACUUUCCAACUGCUGGGGAAAGAUUUGUAAGUGGAAGAUUGACAAGCCUCUGGUAAGAAAUCCUUUUUUUGAGCUUCAUUAGCAUAUCUAUCUUAUUGGAAUACUGCAUAUACUCUUUGAUCUUUAACUUGAACUUGAACACUGAACUUGAACCGUGAUAUAGAAUACUGGAUAUAAUUUUGAUCUUUAACUUAAACUUGCACAGUUUCUGAUUUGGAAAAUACCUUACUGAACUAUUUGGAAUUAUUUGGAACGACCUGGAACUUCACAAUGAAACCCAAACCUACGGAGGGGAACACUCAUCUAACUUUGGACAAAAAAGUCCAUGGAAAAGCCUGGAAAUAGCUGGAGGUUGAGCAACUAAUCAGGCCAAAUAAAGUGAUUGGUGAAGACCAGAGUAUUUGGAACUUUGGAAGGAAAUAAUAACUGAUCACAAAAAGAAAGUAGACUACAUUUAAUUGGACUUGGGGAAAGUUUCUCUUUGUCCUUGCGGCCUUUUCCUUCAACCGACGGUUCUGGAUUGAUGUUGAGAGAACUAAUUAACAACUACUGCAUACCAUCUAUCAUUUUGUUAACUUUUCCCACUUUACUAGCUUUAUUUUCUGUCAUUAUUUUGUGGAACUGUCUUUGUUAAUUUAGGGUAUUUCCAUUUCUGAAUUGCUCCUAUCCCUUUGUCUGAUAUUUUGCUUUCUAUUUUGCUUGCUCCCAACUAAGGCUGGGUGGUGAGAACAACCAAGGGGUGACUUGUGGCCUUGAAGGAGUGAUAAGACUGAGCUGAAAGAAUUAUUGUUUUGAGAAUAAACCAGAAGACUGGCUAGUAUAGAAACAGUGUAAACUAACUUAGAAUGACAACAUCAGAAAACAGGCUGCUGCAGGCAGAAGGGGAUCUAUGCAGGAGACACCAGACAGACCUGUCUCUCCAGAAAUGGCAGAUUUUCUGGCAGAAUUUUAAAAAGACACGUUGAAAGAAAUGCAAAAACAGUCUGAAAUGAUGGUAGUGGAAUUGGGAAAAAAUACUAAAAUGGUCACGGAAAUGUGCAAUAAAUUAGAAAAUUUAACAAAACCCCCCCAGAAGCUUUGCCGCCUUGCCGACGUGGGGAUCCAGGGCACAGUCCUUCAAUGGCUGUGCUCGUUUCUCUCUGGUCGGGGACAGAGGGUGGCGCUUGGGGGGGAAUUGUCAUCGCGCCACUCCUUGGUGUGUGGAGUGCCUCAGGGUGCGAUACUCUCCCCGAUGCUUUUUAACAUCUUUAUGCGCCCCCUCGCCCAGCUUGUCUAGAGUUUUGGGCUGGGUUGCCAUCAGUAUGCUGAUGACACCCAACUCUAUCUGUUGAUAGAUGGCCAUCCUGACUCGGCCCCAGACACACUGACCAGAUGUUUGGAAGCUGUGGCUGGAUGGUUAUGUGAGAGCCGGUUGAAGUUAAAUCCUUUGAAGACAGAGGUCCUCUGGCUGGGACGGGAUGAUAUGGGAUUGAGGGGGCAACUCCCAUCUCUUGCGGGGGUGCAAUUAGUGCCAGCACCGUCCGUUAAGAGUUUGGGUGCAAUCUUUGACACCUCCCUCUCCAUGGAGGCGCAGAUUACAGCUAUAACAAAGGCGGCAUUUUUUCAUCUCCGCCAAGCUAAGCAGUUGGCUCCUUACCUCUCUGGCCCUGACCUAGCCACUGUGAUCCACGCGACAGUCACCUCCAGACUGGAUUAUUGUAACUCGCUCUACGUGGGGCUGCCCUUGAGACUGACCCAGAAACUCCAGCGGGUGCAGAAUGCUGCAGCGAGACUCCUUACGGGGUCUUCGCUGCGAGAUCACAUUCACCCGGUGCUAUACCAGUUGCACUGGCUCCCGGUGGAGUACAGGAUCAGGUUUAAGGUGCUGGUUUUAACCUUUAAAGCCCUAUACGGCUUAGGACCCUCGUACCUACGGGACCGCCUCUCCUGGUAUGCCCCACAGAGGCACCCAUGGUCUGCAAAUAAAAACAUCCUGAAGGUCCCAGGCCACAGAGAGGUUAGUCUGGCCUCAACGAGAGCCAGGGCUUUUUCGGCUGUGGCUCCAAUCUGGUGGAACGCUCUGUCACAAGAGACUAGGGCCCUGCGGGACUUGACAUCUUUCCGCAGGGCCUGCAAGACAGAGCUGUUCCGCCAGGCCUUUGGCCAGGGCACAGCCUGACUCCCUCCUUUGGCAAUCUUCGCGGAGCUCUGGCCCAAUGGUUGCCAUCGGUUUGAUUUGAAUUAAUUUUUAUAAUGAAAUGUUUUUAGAAUGUUGCACUAUUUUAUUGUUGUUAGCCGCCCUGAGCCCGGCUUCGGCUGGGGAGGGUGGGAUAUAAAUAAAAUUUAUUAUUAUUAUUAUUAUUAUUAUUAUUAUUAUUAUUAUUAUGAAAUACAAAGAUCUUUUAGAGAGGAAAACACCCAGAUGGGUUUCGCCAAUGGAGGCAAAGGCCCAGAAAAAGUUAAAUAUGGAAACCAAGUGGUUGAGAUACCGUACUCUGAUCUGUUAUUGGAAGAUAAAGGAUACAAAUUAAAACCAUUUGAUCAAAUUAAAGAUAAAAUAAAUUGGCUACACAACCACCAGAUCAAUGAACUGUACAAAUUAGAUAAGAAAAAUGGUUUUGCAUCAGAAAAAACUAAGUUGAAAACAGAGUUGUUGGACUCUAAAGUUAAAAAUUGGUCUAAAAUGUAUAAUUUACUGUUGGAGUGGCAUACAAAGGAUAAACAAGUUAAAUCUGUGAUGAUAGAUUGGGCAAGAGAUGUGGGACAUAAUAUAAUGUUUGAAGAUUGGGAAAGGUUGUGGAGGAAAGGAGUCAAGUUCACUGCAUGUACGGUGUUAAAGGAAAAUAUUGUGAAAAUGAUGUAUAGAUGGUACUUAACCCCUGUAAAACUAGCAAAGAUAUAUCAUAAUAGUAAUAAUCUAUGCUGGAAAUGUAAAGAAAAAGCAGGUACCUUUUUAUCAUAUGUGGUAGACCUGCACCAAGGUGAAAGACCUCUGGGAGAAGAUUUAUAAUGAAUUGAAAAAAAUGUUGAAAUAUACAUUUAUUAAGAAACCAGAGGCCUUUCUUAUUGGAAUAACAGGUAUGGAAUUGCCCAAAAAAGAUGUUAGAUGGUUUUUGUAUGCCACAACUGCAGCUAGAAUUUUGUUAGCCAGGAACUGGAAAUCACAAGAAGUCCCAACAGUAGAGGAAUGGCAGAUGAAGAUGAUGGACUUUUUGGAGCUAGCCGACCUGACUGGAAGAAUCUGCGACCAGAAGGAGGAGGAGUACCAGGAGGAAUGGAUGAAAUUCAAAGACUUAAAUAUGCUAAGAUAAUUUAAUUGGAAAAACUUGCAAAUAUCAGAUAGGCUUAGGAUUUAAAUAUGUGAUGUUAGAGAAUAAUAUGUUUAAAGUUAAAAUGAAAAGAAAAGAAAGAUGUUAAGUGAUUAAGUUAAUUUUAUGAGAAAAAUUGGUUUUGUAAAACUGUUACAAUGAUAUACACUGAAAUUCAGCCAGGGGGAUUUGAGGAAGUCACUUAACAAUGUUACUAAGAUUGGAUCAAGUACAGUUAAGAUCUAUGUUUGUUUGUCUGUUUAAAAUUUUGGAAAAUCAAUAAAAAAAUUUGGGGGAAAAAUAGAUCAGGGGUCAGCAACAUGCAGCCCAUGGGCUGGAUGCCGCCCAUGAAGACCAUUUUACCGGCCCAUGAGCCGCCCCUGAACCGAGCCGCCUGCUUGGCCAGUCUCCCGCGCGCUUCGCUAAACCAGUACAGUGUGGCACAGGGACUCACCAAGCGGCGCCAGAAAUCAUGCCUGUGCAUGCACAGAUACCGGAAAUCACUUCCGCACAGGCACAAUUUUUGGCGUCUGGGCAUGCGCAGAAUUGAUUUCCGCCGCCGCGGACAUGUGCAAAUGCAAUUUUUGUAUUCGUGCUGCGCCAGUCUGGCCCACGGAUGAUCUCCGUGAGAGUGAUUCGGCCCAUGGCCAGUAAACCUUGCCGACCCCUGCAUUAGAUAGAGAGUUUACAGUCUUUUCACAUGUCUACGAAAGUAGUGCAAGAAGUCAUGCAAUGUGGCUCUCUAAAGAAUUGGAAUUAAGAGAAAAGAAAAGAAAAAGAAAUAAUGCCAAGAACACAAUCCAUUAAUUUUAGAAUUGCAAAAUGAAAAACAUUCCACUCUGAGAUGGAGAUUGAAUGAAGAUUUGUUAGACAAUCAGAAUCUGUUAGAGAAAACAGAGAAAAUAUUAGGGGAUUAUUCUGAGCUAAAUUUUAAAAAAAGGAACAGACCUUCAGAUUGUUAGGGAUGCCAGUAAGGCUGUGAUGAGAGGUUUUUUAUUCAACAAAAUGCAUACCAAAAGAAGGUGAGGGAACAGAAGAAAAGGGAAAUUUUAGAGACUCUGAUAAAAAUGGAAAGAGUUAAUAAACAAACCAAAUAAAGAGAGUACAAAGCAAGCUAUUAAAUUAUUACAAACACAAUAUUCAAUGAUCAUUAGUAAAGAAUUAGACUGGAAAAUUUAAAAAAUGAAACAAAAAUAUUUUGAGAAUGCUAACAAACCAGGGAAGUUGUUGGCAUGGCAAUUAAAUAAAAAUGAGAUGAAAAAUACUAUAAGUAAAAUUAAAGUUAAGGAAAAACUUAUAGAUAACUCAAAGGAGAUUAGGAAAUAAUUUUUCAAAAAUUUCACAGAUCUAUAUAGGACAGGGCUAGAAAAGAAGAUUGAAAUAGAGGACUAUAUGACAGCAAGCAAAUUACCAAAAAUCACAGAUGAGAAAUUAGUAAUUCUAAAUGCCCCAAUAACAACUUCAGAGAUAUUGGAAGUAAUUAAUCGGGCAAAAACAGGGAAAUCGCCAGGACUGGAUGGAAUAGCAGCCAAAUAUUAUUUAAAAAUAAAUAAACAAUUAUUAGCACCAUUACAAGCUACAAUGAAUGAAAUUUUCAUUCAUUUUGAAUGAAAGAGAGAGGAGUAUAUAACCCUAAUCCCAAAACAAGAGACAGACUUGACCUCAAUAAAAAAUUAUAGACCGAUUUUGCUAUUAAAUAACGAUUAUAAACUGUUUGCCAAUAUAUUGGCUAAUAGGAUGAAAACAAUAUUGAAGGAAUUUAUACAUCACGAUCAGGCAGGUUUUCUUCCGGGGAGACAAAUGAAGGAUAAUAUAAGAAAUAUCAUAGAUGUGAUAGAAUACCUGGAAGUAAGAAAUGAAAAACAGGCAGCGUUGAUGUUUAUAGAUGCUGAAAAAGUGUUUGAUAAUGUUUCAUGGGAAUUUAUGAAAAAAAAGUCCCUGAAGAAAUGAAUUUUGGAGAAAACUUUAGGAAAGGGAUUCAAGCAAUUUACUCUGAUCAAAAAGCCAAACUAAUUGUAAAUCAGCUGGUAACAGAUAAUUGUAAGAUACAGAAAGGAACAAGACAGGAAUGUCCAUUAUCACCUUUAUAAUUUAUUUUGAUUCUAGAAGUCCUGACAAGAAACAUCAGGGCAGAUGAAACCAUUAGAGGAAUUACGGUGGGGAAAAAGACAUAGAGGCAUAUGCAGAUGACCUUGGAAUUACAGUUGAGGACCCUAAUAAUUCUCUUCCAAAAGUUUUAGAAAAAAUACAGAAAUUUGGGCAAGUAACAGGUUUUAAGUUGAAUAAAAAUAAGACAAAGCUGUUGGUGAAAAAUCUAUCAGAAAAGGAUAAAAAAGAACUACAGCAGAAUAUAGAAAUAGAGAUCCAUAAAAAAGCAAAAUAUUUAGGAAUUUGGUUGACAACCAAAAACAUUAACAUUAUUAAAGACAAUUAUGAAAAAAAUUGGGAUGAAAUAAAAAGGAAUUUAGAAAUAUGGGGGAGAAUGAAUUUAUCAUUGUUAGGAAGAAUUGCAGUGAUCAAGAUGAACGUAUUGCCAAAAAUGUUAUUUUUAUUUCAGUCAGUACCGGUGAUAAGUAAUGUAGCAUGCUUCAAGAAAUGGCAAAGAGAUAUUACAAAAUUUAUCUGGAAAGGGAAGAAACCAAGUAUAAAAUAUAAAUUACUUACGGAUAUCAAAAAUAGAGGAGGUUUCUCUCUUUCAGAUUUUAACUUAUAUUACGAAGCUGCUUGAAUUGCUUGGAUCUGGGACUGGAUUAAAUUAGAAAAUACAGAUCUGUUAGACUUCGAAAGACAUAACAGAUUUGGGUGGCAUGCGUAUUUGUGGUAUGAUAAAGGGAAAGUGUAUAAAGAAUUUUACAAUCAUAUAAUUAGGAGCUCACUUCUAAAAGUCUGGGAAAGAUAUAAAGAUUUAUUAGAACAAAAGACCUCGUGGUGGUUGUCACCAAGAGAAGCAAAAUCAAUUAAAAAAAUAAAUAGGAAAGAAAAAUGGCUUACCAGAAAUAGAAGGGAAAUUAAAAUUGAAAGAUUGUGAAGAGAUUUGAGAACAUGUCAAUGACUGGUUGCAGUACAGUGGUACCUCGGGUUAAGUACUUAAUUCGUUCCAGAGGUCCGUUCUUAACCUGAAACUGUUCUUAACCUGAAGCACCACUUUAGCUAAUGGGGCCUCCUGCUGCCGCCGUGCUGCCGGAGCCCAAUUUUUGUUCUUAUCCUGAAGCAAAGUUCUUAACCUGAAGCACUAUUUCUAGGUUAGCGGAGUGUGUAACCUGAAGCAUAUGUAACCUGAAGCGUAUGUAACCAAAGGUACCACUGUAUUUCCAAGUAAAUGAGGUAUUUAAAGAAGAUAAAAGGAAAGGAUUCAGUUAUACUUUAUCUAGAUUUCAAAGAGAAAUUAUAGAUGAAAAUACCAAAUUACUGAAGAUGUAUAAUUUAUCGCUAGAACGGGAAACCAAAGAUGAAGAGGUUAAAUGUGUAAUGAUUAAAUGGGCACAACAUUUAGGACAUAACAUACAAAUGGGAGAUUGGGAAAAAUUAUGGCAAUUGGAUUUAAAAUUUACUGACUGUAUAACUUUGAAAGAGAACUAUAUGAAAACGAUGUAUUGAUGGUAUAUGACUCCUGUUAAACUUGUAAAAAUGUAUAGAACAAGCUCCAAUAAGUGCUGGAAGUGUAAAGAGAAAGAAGGUAUGUUUUAUCACAUGUGGUGCACUGGUGGAGGGACGGGGGAGCGGAGGAAGUGAACCGUCCCCGGCACCACUAUUCCGGUAGGGUGCCAUCACGGCGCCCCCCUGGACACACGCUGUGUACCCCGUGUGCACUGGGCGCCACGCCCCCACAGACGGCACGCCACACCCCCAGAACACGUGCCACGCCAUUGCGGGAGACGUACCACGCCCUCAGGAUACGCGUCCUGCCCCCUGGGGGCGCCAGUCACGCUCCCGCCUGCUCUCCACCCCCGGUAGCGGAGCAUGCAGCUUCGCCACAGAUGUGGUGGAAUUGGACAGGAAUUGCCAAAAGAGCGGAAGAAGUUGUUUAUGUAUUCUGCAGUGGCAGCUAGGAUUCUACUAGCUCAAAAAUGGAAAGAGGACAAGAUACCGACGAAAGAAGAAUGGCAAGUCAAACUUAUGGAAUACGCUGGAAAAACAAAACUCACGGGAAGACAAUGAUAAUGAAGACUUAAAAAAAAGAUUGGGAACCAUUCAUGUUGUAUCUACAGAAAUAUUGUAAAGAAAUGGACUCACUAGCAGGAUUUGAGGAAACACUUACAACUAAGAAAACAAGUGUAAAGGUUAAGAAACAACAACAUGGAAAUUAAUUAAGUGUAAGAUGUAAUUUGAAAGAAAUUUGGUAUAAAAAUGAUAAGAACAUAAGAGCAUUUAGCUAAAAGAUCAUAAAAAUAAGAUAAAAAUUAAGCAGAAGUAGCAAAUAUUUAAAGAAUCAGAAGGGGAAGUUGAGGGAAGUCACAGGAUGGAGGGGUUUCGUUUUCUUUUUUUCUCUUUUAUAUGAUAAAUGUGUUGAAUACUAAAUUGUAAAAUUUCAUAUACAAAAAUUUGAAAAGAAAGGAAAAAAAGAAAAGAAAGAAAAACCUGCUCCUCUUUUGCUGAACCUUUGAUUUGCACAAGAUGUGUCUGCAUCCGCCUCUCCAUGGGCUGCCUCACAUGGGUCUUUUUGCUGCAUUGGCCAAUGAGAGACUGGCUGCCUCAAAUCUUGGGGCUUUUGGUUGUGGCACCCUCACCAUGCAACUGUCUCCUCGCAGGUGUUAUACUGGCUUGCUUAGCAUUUGGUAUAGUUAGAGAGCUGGCAAUCAUGUGGUAAACUUUAAAAACAAACAAACACAUUCUCUGAUAUUAUAUUGAAAUUAUCUUGGGAAUUGUUACUGUUACAGUGAAAUUUUGUGCAUUUUUUUAAUAUUAAAAAGUGAUAUUUUCCCCCUUCAUUGCACACACUUUAUUUAGUCAUUUUAGGUUAUUUAUUUAAUUUGCAUAGUGCUUAAAUGUAAAUAAAACCUCUAAGUGGUUAUGAACUCUACAAUUCUAUGAUAUGAAAUCAUUGGACAGCAGAACAGUAGAGGGAAAUGACACACACACGGCUUGCAACAAAACAUUGCAAUGUGAAGUUCCCCUGUUCAGUAUUCCUGCCAACCAGCCUGCCAUGCCCUUUCCCACAAUACUCCAUUCCGCCUCCCCCCCCCCCCCGGUCUUUUGUUUCCCUCACUUGUCUGCUGCACACUUAGCCAGAUCAGCCCUUCUGUUUUGCACCCCUCCUUAAGUUUUUCCCCUCCUCCAAAUCUUGGAGUUCUCCCAAGCCUGCUGAUCCGUCCAAAGGCUCCAGACUUGGAGAAUGAGUUUGUGACGAGUAUAUUGUGAGCGGUAAACUGCCUCAUGGGCUCUUAGAGGCUAUGUUAGUCACCCCUAAUCUGAACAAACAUAUAUGUUGCUGUUGUUUAAGAGCUGGAGGACUUCAUUUCACGAAUUUUGCACAAUAGCUGCAGACUCUCCCAUGCUGAGAUUAAGCAGUAUGAAUCUGGGUUUUGAAUGAUGUGUGCCCCACAUUCCAUCUUUCUGUCGGUCUGCUGCAGAAAUGCCUUAAGAAUUUCAACACCCUUUCCCCCAAGUCAGUGACUGAGUUCCAGUUCUGUCCUACAGAAAGAGAACCACUAUCCUACAAAAUAUAAUAUUCAAAUAAGAGAACUGGAAUAAUUUGAACCAAAGAUUAGAGGGGGGGAGCGAGAGAGAGAGAAUUUGCAUCUUAAAAAGCAGCAGUCUCAUUGACAUUCUUCUCAUGGAUAUUAAAGAAAGGCAAAGGAAAGUUGUAACUGUUGAACACCAUCCAAGCAUUGAUACAUUUUUUAGCAUGGUCAGUGAGAAAUGGCUCCUAGGAACUCUUGAGUCUCCUCCUAUUGCAUUACGUCUUUGACUAAGAAAGUGACCAUUUGCUCUUGGUUUCCUAAGUCGUAUCAGCUUAUUUCUGCCUGGCCAUACAAAACUCUUAGCAUAUUUGAAGCCAGCAUUCGUCUGCCAAAGAAGUGGAACCUCUCCCCCAACUCCCAUCAAGGAUAAAACAAUAAGUGGAGAGAGAAUGACCGAAACCAAUGGAAUCAGGUAAAGUAAUUUUUGUAAAUUCGAUAUUUCUUUCCUAAGAAAUGGUGGCUGCAGUCCAAUGCAAACUUACCAGCUAGAGUCCUACUGAACACAGCGGGGCUUGCAUUUGAGUGAAUGUGAGGAAGGUUGAUUUUCUGUGCAUUCUGAGAGCAUGGACCUGAUUCUGCUCUUGUAAGAAAUUAAAUGAGUGUUCUCUCUCAUUCCAUGACAAGAAGCAGUAAAUGUUGUAGAUUUCAGCGAACGCUCCCUGUAAAUCAGCAGGCUAUGGGUUGCUCAUUUAAAACUGGUAACAAGGAUAACCAAACAAGGAAUUCUUUGUCAAUGGAAGGACAUGGAAGUUUGCGCACCGUUUCUCAUUUGCUGACAUUGACUUGGGAAAGAGAACUUUUGCCCUUCAAAAAAUAGCUACUUUGCACCUUGUUUGUUUUUUUUUGAACAACAACAACAAUCAAGCAAUAAUUUUAAGUUGCUGAACCUUCUAAUAUUAGCAUACUAUGUAUGUUAGUACAUAGAUGUGAUACUAUUCCGCCCCCUAAAAAAAAAAAAACCACACCUGAAACCAGUAAAUGGAGAAAAUAGAACAGGAGAGAAUGAAGUGGGGAAAGUAGCAAUUUGCAUUCCGACAUGGAAACAAGUGCUGCUCAGUUGGGAGUGAAGCCAAGUCAUAAGAAUGCAUGCAGAAAGGGGCAGGCAGGGAACGGGAAAAGUUUUGUAAAAUCGCAAGGUAUUCUGCAAACCACAUACAUGUACACAAAGCAGCAAAAAUUGCUGUUAUGGGAGUAAAAAACCAAACAACAAAUAAAUAAUAAUAGUAACAACAACAACAACAACAACAACAUAAUUUGCACUGAUUUUCUAUACUAGACACCAUUAUGUUGUUGUUUGUUGUUGUUACUAUUAUUAUUUAUUUGUUGUUUGGUUUUUUUUAACCAAGGUAAUUCAAAGCAACUUACAACAUAUAAACAAACACACAUGUUGAAACUGUCAUAAAAGAAAGAAAUCUAAAAGACAGUUCUGUUUUUAAAAGGCAGGAUUAGAACAUCCCACCCACUCAAGGAUAAUUAAGAGCCAAAGACCUGGAGAAAAAUAAUGGUGUCUGAUGUGUGACAUUGGGAGUGUGGCAAGGCAAGGCACAGCUGGAUUGGCUGUGGGGUUGGCUGUGGGGCCCAGUUCCCCAUGGGGAACUCAAUCAUGCAGCUAAUCCCCACUCAGAAAGCAGCUCUGCCAACCCAAUGCAGGGUGCUUUGCUGGGCAAAGAGCUUGCAACACCCCUUGCGGUUCCCAACUUCUCCCAAACCAGGUCACUGUCAGAUAAAUUGUCCUGCCCACCUCUCAAAGCUGGCUCAGGGGGUGGGGGUUAAUGAGCAGGGCCAGCCACCCUGGGCUUACCUGAACAAUGAAUAAGACUGAAAUUAUUAUGCAGCUCAGGACCACCAUACCUCAAGGACUGCCUCUCUCCCUAUGAACCUCUGAGGCCCUUCGUUGUGUGCUGCCUCCUUGAGAAACCUGGAGGGUGGCAACAUGAGAAAGGGCCUUUUUUGUGGUGUCUCCUCAGUUGUGGAAUGCUCUCCCCAGGGAGGCUCACCUGGCGCCUUCACUACAUGUUGUUAGGCACCAGGUGAAAACAUUCCUUUUAAACCACAUUUUAUGCAAAUCUAUCUCCUUUUUUCUUUUGGUGAUGUGCUUCUUCUGAAUCCAUGCAAAACUAUGCCUACAGACUUUCUUCCUCCUUCUUCAGGAAUUUGUCAGAAGCACAGAACAACUGGAAAAAUUCUGGAACAGGGCAAGAAGAUUCCUCAGGUAAGCAUAUGUCAGGAAAGGGGAUACCCACAAUGUAGUCCAUAAUUGCCUAAUUGGGCCUUCUGUGAAAGGGGGGAGUGGAGGAGGACGCACAAGAGGCCAAUUAACCUGCUCCAGGUGUAGCACCCAUCUUUGCUGCAGGUAAGCGUGGGGGGAGAGCAACUGCUAAAGCGCAGCAAACGCAACCUAUUCCUGCGCCUGCAGCGCAACCCAAGCCACCUCCUGAGGUCACUGGCACUUUCUCCCGCAUAAGUUGGAUGGGAGCCUUCCGGAUUUGUCCGUGGUAACUUUUUAUACUGUUAACCUGAGUUUCAUACCUCUCCCUGCUGUGCACACAGAGUUUCAAAUGCGGCUCCUUUCCCCUCUUGUGGUCUGCGACCUCUCUUGCUCAAAGCAUAAUCAGGAAAAAGCCAAAAAUGAACUAGUUGUCGGUGUCUGCAGAAUAAAGGAGCUUUUGUGGGGACCUAGAAUGGCUUUUCUGUUCCUCAACAACUUUGUGCAGGGUUUCGAUGGCACUCUGCCAUUUCUUGCUAUGGGAGCAUUUUGCCAUUGUUGAACAGAGCCAGCUUUAAAAAGGGGCUUCCUUGCUUCUGGGACUCAGAAGGGCUUCCCCAUUGUGUCUGUUCCUCCUUUGUGUGCGGCAACUUCCUCAGUGGUGAGAAGAGCCCUCUUGGAUCAGACCAAAAUCCUGUCUGAUCCAGCAUUGGGUUCCCUAAGGGGGGGCAGUUUGAAUCAGUCUGCAUUGAAAGGCAAAACUAUUUCUACUUCCCCAAACAGUAUUCUCACAGAAACCCAGCCAUCCUUUGAAAUUUGCACUUUGUUUAAUUUUGCAAUGCAGUUUUCCCACCAAAUAAUGCACACAAAAAGGUAUAUACUGAGGAUAAAGUGUGCCACUGGGCUGCAUGUUCCUCACCGCUGUCCCACAUGAAUGACUUUGUGCACGUAGAAACGUGGCACAGCAAUGAGAGGACAAGGCCAGAUCCUUUGUCCUGGCUUUAGGAAGUUCUUAUAUGGAAGAGCAUUCAAAUAUUGUAUCUCCCACCUGGUGGGAAAACAAACAAACGGGUAUUGCACCUUCAACAAUUCCAAGCAAGAGGGACCCUCAGGAAUGUCUAGCUCAGGGAUACAGAGGCCCCGUUUUGAAUGAGCCUCGUUGUAUGGCGGUGGCAAUCCAGAGUAGCUCCACCAAAGAGUUUCCAAUCCCUUUCAAAUCCUCUGCUGCCUUCCUCCCUGACUUUCCUUCCCUGGAAAAAUGCAAACUUUCACUCUGCCUUUCUUUGGGAGAUUUGUUCUCCCUUUCCAUGCCUUGGUGGCAAAAUGAUCUUCGCCUUAGUUUUUCUCUCAGCUGAGGAUGCAGCACAUUCCAAAAGGGACUCUCAAACUUUCUUUCCUUCCCGCCUCCUGGCUGAAGUAAGAGUCGAGUAGCGCUUCCCCCACCCCUCCAUGGGUUAGAAGCAAGUGCUGCUCUGGGGGCUACUUGAGAACUAAGUGUGUUGUUGUUGGGCUAAGCCUUGUCCUAUUCUGACUGCCAAACCCUCUACCUCCAUGCUUACCAAAUGUCUGUCUCCCCUCCAUGGAUCCAAGUCCUCCCUCCCUGCCACUUUCUGGAUCCCUUCACUUUGUCGCACUCUAGCACAGCCAUGAAAUAAAACACAUGGCUCUGUAGCACCUCCUCGUUUGGAGGCAGUGAUGCAUCUGAGUUGCAGCUGCAGGAAAGAGGCUCCUUCUUAUGCGUUGCACUUUUGGGCAUCGGGCCGUGGUCCUGGGUUGGGGGUGGGGGCUGAAGACCUUUUGCUCUUUCUGCAGUGGGGUCUCUGCAAUAUCCCAGUCUCCAGGGCCCUGGAGUCACCCCACCAACAUAAGAGGGGAGCUGUUUAGCCACUGCAUGCUCCAAAGUUGAGCAUUCAGGAACUCCGAAAACAUUCAGUGCCUCCAUUUCCAGACAAUGGGAUGCAGCAAGUUCUGUGACAUGCAGUGGAACUUCCAGGAAAAUACGACUUAGGUCACUCUGAAAGUGAUGUUGGAGCAGCCUGCGUCCUUUGCCCAGUAUGUGCACAGCAAAUAGCAGAUCUUGGUGAAAGGCAACAUUCAGCAAGGAUCAUUCUAAUGAAUUCCUUAUUAUUAUUAUUAUUAUUAUUAUUAUUAUUAUUAUUAUGUUAUAAGAUUAUUGUAUCAUCUUAGAAGGUUGCACAAUCUUAGAAGGGUCAUGGCUGUGACUAUUGUGAAGGACCCCACACUUCUGAAUUUGCUACCUCACUCCUGGUGUUGGGUUGGCCUCUGUGCGAAACAGGGCCUUGAACUAGAUGGACCUUUGGUCUGAAUCUUGGGCUCUUAUUAGCUAUGAUAAGAAUGGAACCUCCAUGUACAAAUACAGUAUACCUCUGAAUAUCAGGCAGCAGGGGUAAACAUUAACAAGAAGUGAGGACUAUUGCCUUCAAGCCUGGGCUUCCUGCUGGCAACUAGUUGGCUACUGGGGGGGGGCAGGACAUUGGACCCUAAUGGAUAUUUAGACUUACUCAGCAGAGCUCUUACCUUCUUAGCGCUCCAAGCUUUUGUAGUUUUUAUUCCUUUAAAAAUCUUGACAGUGAGGAAUUGCAUCUAAAUGCCAAAUCCUACCUUCUCUAUAGCAGAAUAAGCUGCCUGUAGAAUGGGUGGCAAGCACUGAGACAUCAUUAAUGAGAAAAUUGUUAUGUGCCGCCUCAUUCGCUAAGCAUGGAGAAACUUCAGGGAUUCCAGGGCUCCGUUUCCUUGGAGACGGUGGUGUCUUGAGGAUGUGUGGUUUUAGUUGCACACAUAUAGAACCUGAGCCUAAGAUGGAGGGGCUCACAGCAUUAACGCCCCAACAGAUGUUGCUUCUUCAUUAGUCUCAGCUUGAGAAGUAGCACAGAACAAGCAGGGUUCUGGGUCUCCAGAUUCAGUGGCAGACCUUGGCAACUCAGAUUUCAGUGGCCCUCUGUGCGAUGCCAACCUCUGGUGCCCCCACCUCUCGCCUUCCAUUGGACACCAUAGUUGUGGCACCUGCUGCAGUGCCUGCAAGGCUCCCUGCCCUGUGCAACUGAACUGGCCUAGAUCUGCCUCUGCCUGCUUCCAGCUCAGCUCUCUCCCCACUCUACCCACAGUUCUCCUCCCAAGCAGCUAGUGGGGGUGGGAGUAAAGGCCACCCAAUAGCCUGGAGGGCAGUUAGCUCUUACAACUGAGCUCGGGUUUUUUAAUAUGCUGAUGAAGACCCUUAGGUGGCCCCUUAAGGUCACUUAGCCUUACAAAGAAACCUGUCUGACCAGUCCAGCAACCUCCUCCAUGAGAUUCCAGUCCUCCCUGGGCCCAAGAGCCCAAGAUCUGGAUGGGACCCAGGGCAUCAUACAGACUGGCUCCGCUCCUGCAAAACACAAGAGAAUAUUUCAUUGUCUGCAUGGAGAUGCAUGGGUGCUGCAGCAGUCUUCUAUUUCUCUGCCUGUUCCCCAGUGCCUCUCUGGACCACGUCUGCUGAUGGGCUGGUUAAGCUGAGGAUGGACCCCACAUGUCUGCAAGCUCCCAUAACUGUUCAUCAGAUGUUUCAAGAAUCCUUAGAGAAAUAUGGGUCUCUCAAUGCAAUGGUCAGCAAGAAGGAUGGGGAAUGGGAAAAGAUCACCUUUGCUGAGUAUUACAACUAUUCUCGCAAAGCAGCUAAAAGCUUCCUGAAGGUAAACUUGGGGGGCCUGAAGCGGGAGAUCCAAAAUGCUCUCCUUUGGGGUGUGGCUCUUGUGUGGUUGCUUUUCAGAGUAAUUUUUAAAGCUUAAGGAGAGGUGUGAACAAUAAGGUCACCCAAUAAGAACAGGCGAGCAUCCUAGGAGGGUGGGCAGGUCCCUGGCAGGAGGACCAACAGCCCCAACGUCGAGAGCAAGCCUGAGAGAUGUCUGGUCCAGAAGCUGUCUGUGUCUCAGAGGGGGGGGGGUUACUGAUGUGCCAGUGGGCCAAGCUCAUAGUGUUUCUAUUAGUGUUUCAAGCCCUAGCAAUUUGGGACCAGCUGACCUACAAGAUGGCCUUACAAGACUGCUUCAAUCUGCAGAACUGGCACUAUUGUAGGUGCCACAUAAUCCCAGUUCCACAUGUGCUGGAAACUGAUCUUUUAGUGCAGCAGCACCUGCACGCUGGAACUUCCCACCUAUUGACCUCAGGCAGCAUUCAGACUCCUAUUUCUUUUGCAAAAAAUUGUGCUUUAUCUUCUCUCUCUCUUUCUCUCUCCAGCUUGGCCUUGAGCGAUUCCACAGUGUAGCGAUACUUGGGUUCAAUUCCACAGAAUGGUUCAUUUCAGCCGUGGGAGCUGUUUUUGCUGGGUAAGCUUUGGAGGAGGCAUACAGGACUUAUUUCAGGCACUGUUCAGCCAACCUUGCUUUGCAAGAUCAGAAACAAAAGGAACCACCAUUUAUUCCAUUAUGUCACCACCUCACCAGUAUUUCAUUUUAUUUUUUUUACUCUUUUCUUAUGUGGAUAGUGCACCUUUCUUCCAGCUUGGAACCCUGAGCACAUGUGCUUAGCUUUUGCAAGACUAUAUCCUGGGGAACACAUUCUAUACUGUAAAGCCAGCGAUGUGGAGCCUGUGGCCUUCCAGAUGUUGUUGGACCCAACACUCAUCAGCCUAGCCAAUGGCAGGGGUCAGAGUCCGGCAACACCUGGGUGGUCCAGAGGUCAGGGUAAGGGACCCCUGACCAUUAGGUCCAGUCGUGGCCGACUCUGGGGUUGCGGCGCUCAUCUCAUUUUAUUGGCCGAGGGAGCCGGCGUACAGCUUCUGGGUCAUGUGGCCAGCAUGACUAAGCCGCUUCUGGCGAACCAGAGCAGCACACGGAAAUACCGUUUACCUUCCCGCCAGAGCGGUACCUAUUUAUCUACUUGCACUUUGAGGUGCUUUCGAACUGCUAGGUUGGCAGGAGCAGGGACUGAGCAACGGGAGCUCACCCCGUUGCGGGGAUUCGAACCGCCAACCUUCUGAUCGGCAAGCCCUAGGCUCUGUGGUUUAACCCACAGCGCCACCUGCAUCCCAAGAGGUCAGGGUAGAAGACUCCAAUUUCCAGUGUUACUUGCACUGUUUCCAUUACACUGCUGUUUAGUUUCCAACAAAAAUUACAUCAUUGGGCUUGCUGUCCACUGUGGUGGAAUUUUGUGCAAUUAGCUGCAUGGUUAUUAUUAUGUGAUAUUCCAUACCGUUAGUUUCAGUGUGAAAGAAACACAAUGACAAUGGGUGUAUAUCAUCCAUUAUGUGUUGAUUUGUGGACUGAAAGCAACAAUAACAGUAAAUACAGUCCAUAUUGCCAGGGAACUGACAUUGGAGCUAGAGGCGGAGGGAAGGCUCUCAAAUGAUGCUGGAGAAGGGCCCAGCAGGGAAAGAGGCAGCUCAGCAGAUGGGGAAGCAAUUCAGCGCAACACCAGGAAUAAAGGGGGCAGAUGGGGGAAUCGGCGAGAGGGCUCCCAGACUCUUCACCGGACACCAGUGGGGAGAGCACGGGUCCUCCGCUACCCACGCCCUCCCUGCGCAGAAGACUUCCGCGCAGAGAGUAGGAGGAGACUGGGUGUCAAACAACUUUUAUGUUGGAAAAGGUUUAAGAAACGCCCACUGACGGAUUCUGCUAGCGACUGAGGCAGCCACGAAGUGAAGGGCUGUCCAGACAGAAAGCUUUAACAAGGCAACAAAGCCAGGAGAGGCGGCAACUUACGCACGAGCAACCCAUACUCAUUACACAUAUGCAUCAGACUGAUUUCCAUUCUGGACACAGGACGAAUGAGUAAACAUUGCCAAUUUCCACACCAGUUUCCGUCGGCAUCCUCCGACCUCCUGAGCCACAGAUUCCCCAGCCUUAUGAGUAAUUCUGGCAGGGUGAGGAAGGAGCCUUGGAGUACCAUGGUGUGACCUAAGCCCUUGCAAGGAUGGUCAAAUUUCCUAUCUGGACUUGGAAUAACCAGCCAGAUUACCAGUGUGGCUAGAAGCUGAUGCUGGAAGCUAGAGAGACAGAGGCAUCUCUGCUCAGCACUGGACCCCCGGCUGGGGGGGGGGGCACUUCCCUAGCAACCUAAUGGGGAAGUGACAUCUGCUGGAGGGUUAAUGCUGUGACUGCCUCCAUCCCAUGCUCAGUUUGUGUAUGGGUGUAAAUAAAACCAUAGGUCCUAAAGACACCACCGUCUCUGCUGACCUUUGUUGCAAGGAAAGUGCAGGAACCCCUAGAGCCUCUGGAGAUUGAGGAGCACACAACAUUGGCAGGAAGCAAAGCUUUCAUUUUUUAAAAGUGUCUUUCCCUCCCCUUCCAGCGGCAUUGUGACAGGGAUCUACACAACCAGUUCUCCUGAGGUCUGCCACUACAUUGCUCAGGACUGCCGAGCUAAUAUCAUUGUGGUUGAAAACCAGAAACAACUGGACAAAAUCACACAAGUAAGAGACUCCAGCUUCUUCUUCUUUUUACUGACCUGCACAAGAAAGUUUGUGCUAGAAAGCUAACCCAUUCCCAGAGGAAUAGACUGGGGGCUGAAAGGCAAGGCUGGUUGCAGCUGGAGAAGGACCUUGCUCUGGGGUGAAGCACCUGCUCUGCAUGCAGAAGGUCUCAGGUUCAAUCCCUGCCACCCCCAGUUAACAGGAUCAGAUAGCAGGUGCUAAGAAAUAACCUUCUGCCAAAGAGCUGCUGCCAGCCAGGGAAGACAAUACUGGGCCAGGUGGAGCAGCAAUCUGAUCUGUCUGCAGGAGGGCCUUGUUUUCUGGGAAGGCCUGAAGAGCAGAGUCAGGACUCACUGAGUUGGGUUGUAUUCCAUCAGCCUGAGCAGCUGCAGAUGAGGAGGACACUCCCCAGAUCAGCAGACCUUGCACUGGUGCUGGCGUAGGGGAGGCUGUGUGGGUGGUAGUGCCCCCUGGGGUGGGAUCACUUGGCAGGGUGCUGGGAGGCAAGGGGCGGCAUUGAAAAGCUGGGCUCACCGGAUCAAGUUCAUCCAUUUUGUUGAAUUAAUUAAACCAAAUACAAGCACCCCCUACUUACUCACAUUUUACUUGCAUGCAACUGUGUAUACGCACAGCACCAGGAAAUACUGGUAAAUAAAUAGAGUCCAGCCAGGUAAUGGUGGGAGAGAGCUGGAGAGGCCUCAUGACUCCCAAGGAGACCCUCCCUGGAGCCUGAAGGGGACAGCAGUGAGGGCAAAGGAUGCCCCAGAGAGACCAGUGGCGCAGCGGCGACCAUCGGCUGUGGGGAGGACUGGGGCCUGCGCCCUUCCAGGGCCUUUUCCAGCUGGGCCAGGCCCUCAUUUGGAACAAACUUUUGGGGAAGUGCGGGAAGUUGUUCUGCUAUUGCUUCCCUGUUCCAAGUGGUUAAUGUGUUUUAAAAUGUCCUUAAGCAGUCGGUGGCAUUUUAAAUUUUUCUUUCUUUUUCUCCUUUUUUGCUUUGUUGGGGGUGGGUGGGUGGGAUGGAUAUCUGGUUGGGGAUUAAUUUUAGUAUAAUUGUUCUGUUUUUGUUUUUUGUUGUUUUAUUGGUUGUUGUAUAGUUUGUGUUUUGUUUUUAAGGGGCGGGAUCAGGGCUGCCUGGGAGUGGGGCCCCAGCCAACAUAAUGGCUGGGGCAAGUUCCACAGGGGGGGAAGCACUGGGACAUCCGAUCUCGGUGAUCGUGGGCAGGAGGAGGAGUUACGCUAAGACCAGACCAAGUCAUUACCGGGGAGGCAGGUUUAGUCGUUGUUUGAAGACUAUCCCUGCCUCCGGGUCUGGCCUUGACCGGAUGGAUACUGGAAUCAACAGGGGAAACCCACAUGACCUGAAAGUGUUGCUGUGCAAUGCCAGGUCAAUGAUGAAUAAAACCACUGCCAUCCAUGACUUGAUCGUGGAUGGAGGAUUUGACCUGGCAUGUGUGACAGAGACCUGGUUGGAGGAAGCAGAUGGGCCUGUCCUUGCCGCUGCUUGCCCACCAGGUUUCUCUUACGCACAGCAACCCAGGUCAUGUGGGUGGGGAGGGGGGGGUUGCAGUGAUUUUUAGGAAGUCACUAGCUUGCACCAGGCGUCCUACUGGGAAGACCCAGUUCUCUGAGUGCAUGUUCUGGAAGUUGGGCAAUAGGGGCAGUACAGGAUUCCUUUUGGUGUACCGACCUCCCCGCUGCACCAAGGAUUCCCUGCCUGAGCUGCUUCAGGUCGUGGCAGAUGUUCUCCUGGAGACACCUAGUUUGGUUGUCCUAGGGGGUUUUAACAUCCAUGCCGACACGACCUUACAAGGGGCUGCUCGGGACUUCGUGGAAAGCAUGGCCUCCAUGGGGCUGUCCCUGAAUAAGUCUGGCCCAACCCAUAGCCACGGACAUGCCUUAGACCUGGUGUUCACCUCUAGUGAAGUGGGUGAUCUGACACUAAGUAAAAGUGAAACAAAAGAAGUGCCAUGGUCAGAUCACUUCCUGGUGCAACUGGACUUCUCCGCGACCCUUCCCCUCUGCAGGGAGUUGGGACCAAUUCGGAUGGUCCGCCCCGCCACUUAAUGGAUCCAAAUGGUUUCCAGAGAGUGGCAGGGGAUGCUUUAUCCCAUGUUGAUGGCCUUUCAGCUGAUUCCCUGGUGGCCUGCUGGAAUGCGGAGUUAACUGGGGCUAUUGACUGUCUGGCUCCGAAGCGCCCUCUCCAAUUGCAUGGAGCCCGGACAGCCCCAUGGUUUUCUUCGGAGCUGAGGGUGAUGAAACAAUCGCUGAGAUGGCUAGAGCGUUGGUGGCAGAAAACUCAUUCCGAAUCUGACCAGACACAGGUUAGAGCUCAACGUUGAGCCUACCAAGUGGCAAUAGCAACGGCGAAGAAGACUUUCUUCACCGCCUCUAUUGCAUCUGCAGAAGAUAGUAGCAGGAGACUCUUUCAGGUGGUCCGCAAUUUAACGGAACCACCUUUACCACCGGGGCCUUGUAAAGACUCCAAGAUCUCCUGCAACGAUUUUGCAAAGUUUUUUGCAGAUAAAGUCACUCAUAUUCGGAAGGAGCUAGACACCACUGUGGGAGCAGGGCUGGGGCGGGAGAGUGCUAGAACCCUGUCUGGUCAAGUUGUAUGGAAUCAAUUUCAAUCUGUUACCCCUGAGGAUGUGGACAGGCUGCUUGUACUCAUGAAACCAAUCACCUGUCUCCUUGGCUAAUAAAAGCAAGCCAGGAAGGGCUGGGCGAUGGGCUCUGCGGGGUGGUGAAUGCUUCCCUCUGUGAGGGAACAUUCCCAGAUCCGCUGAAAGAGGCGGUCAUAGAAUCAUAGAAUCAUAGAAUCAUAGAAUCAUAGAGUUGGAAGAGACCACAAGGGCCAUCGAGUCCAACCCCCUGCCAAGCAGGAAACACCAUCAGAGCACUCCUGACAUAUGGUUGUCAAGACUCUGCUUAAAGACCUCCAAAGAAGGAGACUCCACCACACUCCUUGGCAGCAAAUUCCACUGUCGAACAGCUCUUACUGUCAGGAAGUUCUUCCUAAUGUUUAGGUGGAAUCUUCUUUCUUGUAGUUUGGAUCCAUUGCUCCGUGUCCGCUUCUCUGGAGCAGCAGAAAACAACCUUUCUCCCUCCUCUAUGUGACAUCCUUUUAUAUAUUUGAACAUGGCUAUCAUAUCACCCCUUAACCUCCUCUUCUCCAGGCUAAACAUGCCCAGCUCCCUUAGCCGUUCCUCAUAAGGCAUCGUUUCCAGGCCUUUGACCAUUUUGGUUGCCCUCCUCUGGACACAUUCCAGUUUGUCAAUGUCCUUCUUGAACUGUGGUGCCCAGAACUGGACACAGUACUCCAGGUGAGGUCUGACCAGAGCAGAAUACAGUGGCACUAUUACUUCCCUUGAUCUAGAUGCUAUACUCCUAUUGAUGCAGCCCAGAAUUGCAUUGGCUUUUUAGCUGCCGCGUCACACUGUUGGCUCAUGUCAAGUUUGUGGUCAACCAAGACUCCUAGAUCCUUUUCACAUGUACUGCUCUCAAGCCAGGUGUCCCCAUCUUGUAUUUGUGCCUCUCAUUUUUUUGCCCAAGUGCAAUACUUUACAUUUCUCCCUGUUAAAAUUCAUCUUGUUUGUUUUGGCCCAGUUCUCUAAUCUGUCAAGGUCGUUUUGAAGUGUGAUCCUGUCCUCUGGGGUGUUAGCCACCCCUCCCAAUUUGGUGUCAUCUGCAAAUUUGAUCAGGAUGCCCUUGAGUCCAUCAUCCAAGUCAUUGAUAAAGAUGUUGAAUAAGACCGGGCCCAAGACAGAACCCUGUGGCACCCCACUAGUCACUCUUCUCCAGGAUGAAGAGGAACCAUUGAUGAGCACCCUUUGGGUUCGGUCAGUCAGCCAGUUACAAAUCCACUGAGUGGUAGCAUAGUCAAGACCACAUUUUACCAGCUUCUUUACAAGAAUAUCAUGAGGCACCUUGUCAAAUGCCUUGCUGAAAUCAAGGUAGGCUACAUCCACUGCGUUCCCUUCAUCUACCAGGCUUGUAAUUCUGUCAAAAACGAGAUCAGGUUAGUCUGACAUGACUUAUUUUUCAGAAAUCCAUGCUGACUAUUGGUGAUCACAGCAUUCCUUUCUAGGUGCUCACAGACUGUUUGCUUAAUGAUCUGCUCCAGAAUCUUCCCUGGUAUUGAUGUCAGACUGACUGGGCGGUAAUUAUUUGGGUCCUCUCUUUUCCCCUUUUUGAAAAUAGGGACAACAUUUGCCCUCCUCCAGUCUGCCGGGACUUCGCCUGUUCUCCAGGAAUUCUCAAAGAUGACUGCCAGUGGUUCUGAGAUCACAUCUGCCAGUUCUUUUAAUACUCUUGGAUGCAGUUCAUCUGGCCCUGGAGACUUGAAUACAUCUAAACUAGCCAAGUAUUCUUGUACUAUCUCCUUAGUUAUUCUGGGCUGUGUUUCCUUUGCUGAAUCAUUUGCUCCAAAUUCUUCAGGUCGGGCAUUGUUUUCUUUAUCGGAGAAGAUUGAGGCAAAGAAGGCAUUGAGGAGUUCAGCUCUUUCUGUGUCCCCUGUUUGCAUUUCACCAUCUUCUCCUCUGAGUGACCCCACUGUUUCUUUGUUCUUCCUUUUGCUACGGACAUACCCAUAAAAGCCUUUUUGUUGCUUUUAACCUCUCUAGCAAGCCUGAGUUCAUUCUGUGCUUUAGCUUUUCUGACUUUGUGUCUACACGUGCUGGCUAUUUGUUUGAAUUCCUCUUUGGUGGUUUCCCCUUUUCCAUUUUUUGUACACAUCCUUUUUAAUCUUAACUCAGUUAAAAGUUCUUUAGAUAGCCACCCUGGCUUCUUUAGGCACCUUCCAUGUUUCCGUCUCAUUGGUAUUGCCUGACGUUGUGCUUUUAGUAUCUCCCUCUUAACAAACUCCCAGCCAUCAUGAACUCCCUUUCCUUUUAGUAUUACUGUCCAUGGGAUCUCACCCAGCACUUCCCUAAGUUUUAUGAAGUCAGCUUUCUUAAAGUCAAGAAAUUGAGUCCUAGUAUGCUUGGCUGCUCCUUUCCGCUGUAUAGUAAACUUCAGAAGAGCAUGAUCACUCGCGCCUAAUGAUCCUUCCACUUCUACCCCACUAACCAGGUCAUCAACAUUGGUUAGGACCAGAUCUAAAAUGGCUGUUCCUCUUGUUGCUUCUCCCACUUUCUGGACAAUGAAGUUGUCUGCAAGGCCAGUGAGAAAUCUGUUUGACCUUAUGCUCUUGGCUGAGUUUGACAUCCAACAAAUAUCCGGGUAAUUGAAGUCCCCCAUUACUACUAUCUCCCUUCCUUUUGCAUGCUUGGCCAUCUGUUCCAGGAAGGCAUCAUCUAUGUCCUCCGUUUGGCUUGGGGAUCUAUAGUAAACUCCCACAAUGAGGUCACUGUUAUUCUUCUCUCCCUUAAUUUUGACCCAAAUGCUCUCACUUUGGCUUUGAGGUUCUAAAUCUUGGAUCUCUUCACAGGUAUACACAUCCCUGACAUAUAACGCCACUCCUCCUCCUUUCUUGUCUGGUCUGUUUCUCUGAAAUAGAUUGUAUCCCCCCAUUAUUACAUUCCAAUCGUGGGACUUAUCCCACCAGGUUUCAGUGAUGCCUAUUAUGUCAUAUUUAGUUUGCUGUACCAAGAGCUCCAGCUCAUCUUGUUUAUUUCCCAUGCUUUGCGCAUUAGUGUACAGACACUGAAGUCCAUUAAUCAUCCCCCCGUGACUCUUAUUUAAGGAUUUUUCCUCCCACCACUAGGUCUGUGUGCUGUUUGCUCCAUUUGGUCUAUGACAUUUGGAUGAUCAUCUUCAUCAAUUGAUAGACUCCUACCUUCAGGAGCACUGUCUUCCUCCCCCACAUUAGUCAGUUUAAAGCCCUCCUGAUGAGGUUUCUGAGAUUUUUGGCAAAAACAUUUCUCCCAACCGUUGUGAGGUGCAGCCCAUCGCUUGCCAGAAGUCCAUCUUCAAGAAACUGCAGUCCGUGAUCUAAGAAUCCAAACCGUUCCUGUUUACACCAUUUGCGAAGCCAGCUGUUCACUUCCAGUAUUUUCCCCUCUCUCCCUGGGCCAUGUCGUUCAACUGGGAGGACAGAUGAGAUGACAAUUUGUGCAUUUAAUUGCUUCAAUUUCCUGCCCAGAGCCUCGUAGUCUCUUUUGAUCUUCUGGAGGCUAUUGCUUGCAGUGUCAUUGGUUCCCACAUGAACCAAGAGGAAGGGGUAUUUGUCAGUGGGUUUUAUGAUUCCUUGCAGUCGUUCAGUUACAUCUUGGAUCUUAGCCCCGGGAGACAGCACACUUCCCGAGACAUCUUGUCAGGCCCACAGAUCACUGCUUCUGUUCCCCUCAGUAGGGAAUCCCCUAUCACCACUACACGCCUCCUCUUAGGUUUGGUCGGGGUUCUUCUGUGAGCUGUCCGCUCCAAGGUCGCCUGCACAUUCCCUGAGGACUGACUUUGCUGCUCGUCUUCAUAUACCUGAUCGACUGUAAUGAGGAGAGAUCCUCAAAUGGAGUCUGCUCUUCGUCUUCCAUGCUAGGGGAGAGGACCUCAAAGCGAUUGUGUAUUUCUAAACAAUCAGAGCGAACCCUGGGCCUCCUACUUCUUUGAGUCACGUUUCUCCAUAUAUCUGGCUCCUGUGUUGGUGAACUAGCGUCCUUCUCAGGGGAGUCCCCUGUCUCCUCCUUGGUGGAGACGGUGUGCUCUGUUGCUUCCAAGAAGAGCUCCAGCUCUCUAAUUCUUUGGAGCGUAGCUACACGUUCCUCAAGUUGCUGGACUUUGUCUUUUAAGAGGGCAAUCAACAUGCAAUUGCUGCAGGUAAAGCUGCCUGCAACCUUUGGCAAGAUGGCAAACAUUGCGCAGGAACCGCAGGCGACUGCAGCUGUUCCCUCCCCUCCAUCUUGAGAACGUGUCGUUGGGGGUGGCUACAGCGGUCCUCCAUCAUAAAAAGCGUGAAGACAGGAAAAAUAACUCCCUCCACAAAAAACCUAGGUCUCCCCAACAAACGUUUGAGACUAGCUCCCCUAAAUCUAAAAGAUGGAUCAAACUGCGUGCGCCGCUGCCCUGCAAGCUCUGAUAAGCUCCUCCCACAGCUAAUCACCUGCCUCAACAGAAACCCUGCCCCCUCUGACCUUUGCACAGGGAGAACAGCCAAUCAGCCACAAAGAAACACACACACACACACACACACACACACACAAGAAAACCCUUUUUGCUCCUUCUUCAACUGCUGCCCUGCAAGCUCUGAUAAGCUCCUCCCACAGCUAAUCACCUGCCUCAACAGAAACCCUGCCCCCUCUGACCUUUGCACAGGGAGAACAGCCAAUCAGCCAAUCAGCGGUCAUUAAACCGCUUCUUAAAAAAACAUCUUUAGACCCGGCCAGUAUGGCUAACUAUCGCCCAGUCUCAAAUCUUCCAUUCUUGGGCAAGGUGAUUGAGCGUGUGGUUGCUGAACAACUCCAGGCACACCUGGAGGAUGCGGACCAUUUGGAUCCCUUCCAAUCGGGAUUCAGGCCUCAUCAUGGGACUGAAACUGCCUUGGCCAUGCUGGUUGAUGAUCUCCAGCGGGCUAGGGACAAAGGUGAGAGCUGUUUCCUAGUUCUGCUGGAUCUCUCAACGGCCUUUGAUACAAUCAACCAUAACAUCCUUCUGGACCGUCUAGAGGGGCUGGGAGCUCUUUAAAAAAAUAAAUAGAGGGGCUGGGAGCUGGGGGCACUGUUAUACAGUGGUUCCGCUCCUUCCUCCUGGGCCGUGUUCAGAAAGUGGGGGGGGGGGGAAUGAGUGUUCAGACCCCUGGGCCCUCACUUGUGGGGUGCCUCAGGGUUCCGUCCUCUCCCCCAUGCUUUUUAACAUCUAUAUGAAGCCACUGGGAGAGAUCAUCGGGGGUUUGGACUGGGUGUCCAUCAAUAUGCAGAUGAUACCCAGCUCUACCUCUCUUUCAAAUCAGAACCAGUGAAGGCGGUGAAGGUCCUGUUUGAGUGCCUGGAGGCGAUUGGAGGAUGGAUGGUGGCUAAUGGAUUGAGGUUGAAUCCUGACAAGACAGAAGUACUGUUUUUGGGGGACAGGGGGCGGGCGGGUGUGUAGGACUCCCUGGUCCUGAAUGGGGUAACUGUGCCCCUGAAGGACCAGGUGCGCAGCCUGGGAGUCAUUUUGGACUCACAGCUGUCCAUGGAGGCACAGGUCAAUUCUCUAUCCAGGGCAGCUGUCUACCAACUCCACCUGGUACACAGGCUGAGACCCUACCUGCCCGUGGACUGCCUCGCCAGAGUGGUGCAUGCUCUAGUUAUCUCCCGCUUGGACUACUGCAAUGCGGUCUACGUGGGGCUACCUUUGAAGGUGACCCGGAAACUACAACUAAUCCAGAAUGCGGCAGCUAGACUGGUGACUGGGGGCGGCCUCUGAGACCACAUAACACCAGUCUUGAAAGACCUACAUUGGCUCCCAGUACGUUUCCGAGCACAAUUCAAAGUGUUGGUGUUGACCUUUAAAGCCCUAAACGGCCUCGGCCCAGUAUACCUGAAGGAGCGGUCCACCCCCAUCGUUCUACCCGGAUGCUGAGGUCCAGCGCCGAGGGCCUUCUGGCAGUUCCCUCAUUGCGAGAAGCAAAGCUACAGGGAACCAGGCAGAGGGCCUUCUCGGUAGUGGCGCCCACCCUGUGGAACGCCCUCUCAUCAGAUGUCAAAGAGAUAAACAACUACCUGACAUUCAGAAGACAUCUUAAGGCAGCCCUAUUCAGGGAAGUUUUUAAUGUGUUACAUCUUAGUGUAUUUUUGGUCUUUGUGGAAGCCGCCCAGAGUGACUGGGGAAACCAAUAAUAAUUUACAUGGCUCAGCCUCCCCGCCUAACAGCUGGUGUGCUGGUAGCCCAGCAGCAGCCACAGCGGCCCUUUUCCUGCGCAUCCUCCAGCCAACUCCAGAGCUUCAACUCCAGUUGUGUGGAGAGAGAGAGCAGGGGAGAGAGCUGGAGAGCAGGGUUAAAAUGGGUGUUUGGAGGCUUUUUAGAGGGUGCUCCCCACUUUAUGUGGUUUCCUUUAUGUGCAUGGGGUGGGGGGGGACACCUGUACUUUAAAAUGGAUUUUGAUUGGUCAUGAAUUCAGAACAAUGCUUAUUAUAGGGUAAGGGGGAGGGACACUGGGGAUGAGUUAUGGAACCAAAGGCGGGGGUGGCCCCUAAAAGUUUGGGAACCCCUGAUAAAAGCCAAGCCUGCUGGGUGGGAGUUGGGUACAUAAGCAGUGGCUCUUGUCAAUAGAUUGCUGGGGACAGGAGGAAUGCAGGGGGCCCAACCCGCAGAGAGCGUCCUUGGCCCAGGAAAUCCUAUGUACAUGGCUGCUUGGAAGGAGCAGGGUCUCUUCCCUCCUUCUGCUUGCGUCAUCCCUAGAAAGCACCGGCCAAGCAGAUUUUCCCUUGCCCUGCUCCUUUCCAAGGGAAAACCUGCUCUUCAGUGACAGAUUGGAACAAAGGGCAAUCCAGGGAAGUUGCCGUUUGCUCUGACUGAGCGCCAAAGAGUGGUUUUCCCUGAGGGAGGCCAUGGGUGGUAGCUGGGGAGCAGUGGAACAAGAGGGGGUUUGGAGAAGCCCCAGGGCUGUGCUCCUGAGUCAGCCUGGUCACUAGCAGCUCAGGUGGCCCCAUGGCUGAGAGUCUUUUCCCAGCUCUUCCGGGUUCACUAGCUAUGGGGCUUUUUUUGGAAAAAGGAUUUAAAAUGCAAUAAAUUCACAUAUGUUUCAUCUCCCCCCCCCUCCUUUAAAUGUUGCACAGAUCCAGAAUUUUUGGAACAAGGAUUUAAAAUGCAAUAAAUGCACAUAUGUUUCAUCUCCCCCCCCCCUCCUUUAAAUGUUGCACAGAUCCAGAAUUGUUUACCACACUUGAAGGCCAUUGUGAUGUACAGGGGGCCCUUGGCUGAGAAGCAUCCCAAUUUGUACACGGUAUGAUGGGCAAGGAACCAUAAACCAUACAAGAAAUUCUGCUUAUUUCUGCUUAUCUGAUUCAUUUUGUCUCUUCUUCCUUGUUGCUGGAAUGCCUGAAAAACAACAGCCCGGCAGGGGCCACACAUGAACUUGACACACAUUUGCAGUUCAAGGGCACUUUCCAGGCAGGCCAGGGCACCAAGAAGGCAGGCGAGAGGGAAGCCCAAGAGCCAGGAAGCAGCCUAAAGGGCUGCAUCCAGCCUCUGGGCUGCAGGUUCCCAUGCUGGCUAUACCAGCAUUCUGCAUGAAUUCCCUGAAGCCUCUGCAGAAGAGCCCUGGGGCUCAUUUCCCCUUUGCUCUUCAGAUGCAGCCCAGGCUUUUCAAAUGGCGGCAUCAAAUGUCUGUGGAAACGGAAACUUUACCCUGAUGCAGGAGCUUGCCAAGAAAUCCGCAGCCAGGCGGCUUGGGAGCAGAAGGAUUAGCGCUUCAUGGGAUGACAGGGAUCACUUGGCCAGGAUGAGGGCAUUAUGAAGCGUCACCAGGGAAGGAGAACUAAUCCUUGACCCAUAACCAGAGGGAUGGCACCUGCCCAGCGAGCGCAGAGGGCAGAAAAGGACGUUGGCUCACGGAGACUCGCCACAACAAGGAACGUGGAUUCAGGAAUCUUUAGCUCAAACAUCCAUUCUUUAUCAUCAUGUAGCUAUGCCUUAGACCCGACAAACAAUUUGGUGUAGAUAAGGGCAGCUUCAGAUCAGCCCCUAUCACUAACUUCAGUUAGAUUAACUCUCCAGUAAGCGUCUGCUUACACAUUAUACAUUUAAAGCACCUCACCCCCAGAAUCCCGGGAACUGUAGUUUGUUAAGAGUGCUGGGAACUGUAGCUCUGUGAGGGGUACGCUGCCAUUACCAUUUGAGCAUGUUUGCAGCAAGUGUCUUUAGUACAGGGGUCACCAACCUAAGGCCCAUGAGCCGGAAGCGACCCGUGGAGGUCGUUUGACUGGCCCAUGAGCUGCUCCCAAACUGAGCUGCCCACUCACGCUGCGCUAAACCGGCACAGCGCGGGGACUCGCUUCCAUGGCACUGGGAAUCGUGUCUGCCAAAAAUCGCAUCUGCACAGACGCAGAGCCUGAAAAUUGUGGGUGCGCGCGUGCAAUCCAGCCCACAGAGAAAUCUCCAUGGGACUGAUCUGGCCCAGGCAAGAUAAACCUUGCUGACCCCUGUAUUAGCUGAUUCACAUGUACUUGUACGUUGGGGGAAUUUAGUAAGAGUAACAAAGAUCAGAGUUUUUUAUUUCUCUCUGGUAAACAGGCUAUCAGGAAACAGAAGUUCAGCAAUAUUCACUGAUUUAUUUAGCGCACGUGCGCCCUGCAAAAAGGCUCCCAAAGCAGAACAUGACAGUCCCAACCCUCAGGCUUAUGAGAGCCCACCUGCUUUUGAUAUCUGCUCCUGAAUUACAGAUGGUGCUUAUAAGAAUUGCCACACAACUCCAAAAAUUAGCUAUUUAAUUUGCUUGUUUUACUCUUCCCUCCUCUUCCCCUUUUUCUUUUGUGUCGUGUUUGGUUUUGCUUUUUUUUAAUAAAUUGUAAGACAGCAGGGAGGGACUGUCUUGCUUUUAUUAUUAUAUGAGCUGUUCUGGAAGUCACGUGGCUGAAGGGCAGGGUAAAAAUGCUUUAUAUAAAUGAUGUUAAAUAAGCAAUGUCUCUCCUUCCUGUUCUAUUGCAGAUGGAUGAAUUUAUGGAGUUGGGCAAUGAGGUCCAGGAUGGAGAGCUGGAUGCUCUAAUUGAGUCCCAAAAGCCAAAUCAAUGUUGCGUUCUGAUCUACACAUCCGGAACGACGGGGAAACCCAAAGGGGUGAUGCUUAACCACGACAAUGUGUGUAUUCCAGGCACCCACCUCUCCAUGGGCUGGCCCAUGGCGGGAAAGUGCAGUUUAGUCUUCAGCUUCAAAUAGGCAGUACCUGGUCGUGGGAAUGCUUGGAAGUGACUUGCCUUAAGAACACAACAGGACAGGAAAAAAUGUUUCUUAAACUCUAAGCAAGAGAGCAGAACAAUCCAUGGGGUUUGUUGGGACAUCUCUCAAAAGCCUGCCUCCAGAAUGUCAAAAAUUUCACCCAGACCAGAACGGUUCAGGCCAUGGCAGCUGCAGGUAGGGCUGGGAAUGAACCCAUUUGAAAUGGAGAGCUGCUCCCAGUCAGUGCAGAAGAGCCAGUGGUCUGAGUCUGCAUAAGGCUAUAUUCCACAUGAUUUGCACACUGAACCUCCCAGGGUUCAGUUGCUGGCUCCUCCAGCUGGAAGAAUAAGCAGACAGCAGGUGAUGGAGAAGACUCACUCCCCCAGGCCCUAGAGAGCUGCUGCCUGCCAGAGUCUACCGUGCUGGGCUAGAUAGACAAUAGGCUACCUCUGCAAAAGGCUGCUUCCUGUGUCCCUGACAGUGAAUGCAAAGUUGGUGACUCCUGUUUCCCUACGUGAUUUCUAUUCUGGCUGGUCGACCUGCUCCUGACAGCUGUCAGCGGAGAGGUUAUUUAUAAUGUCACCCUCAGCCUGGAAAAAUCCCUUGCCCACAUGUGUGGGCUGAUGCCCUCUUUAUUAAAGUAUGUUUCCCUCUGCCUGUGAUUAAAUUCGGAGCCACAGCAUCACAGGAUGAUGCAGAAAAGCAUAUUUAGAUGCGCAGGAGACACCAAAGCCUUGGACUCAGAAGAAAGCUUUCUCUGCCACCAGCUCUUGCACCUGCUUGAUCUCAGCCUUUGCCCAUUGCCCUUCUCCUCACAUGCCACAAAGCUUCCCAGUCUUACUCCGUUCCUAGUCAAAGUGCUGUGGUCAGAGUGCCGACUGGCGCUGGUCACAGGACACAAGCUCUUCCCCUACUGAAACAGCUUCACUGGCUAUCAGCCUGUUUCUGAAGUUUGGGCCCAAGAACCUAAGAAGAGGCUGGCUGCUGGAUCCAGCCCAUCUAGCCCAGCCUCUUGUCCCCCAGCCAGAUGCCCCCAAGGGCAGCCUGCAAGCAGCACCGGAGCACAAGAGCCCCUCCCCUCCUGCUGCCUCCAACUGUGGACUUUGAGAGCCCUUUCCUCCAUGAAUUUGUCUAAUCUUCUUCAUCUCUCUAUACACAUCUGCCCGGGUGCUAAGCUCCUCGGGGAGCACCUUCUCUGGGUCCUGACAACAUCAGAAGCUCAGCUGGUGGUGAGACAAGAGAAAGCCUUUUCUGUGGUGGCCCCCAGGUUGUGGAAUUCCCUCCCAAGAGAGGUCAGACAGGCUCCCUCUGUCUAUACUUCUGCUGGGAGGUUAGGAGCUUCCUGUUCAGGCAGAUGAUGCUGAGCACUGGGCAGCUGCCACUGCAAACUGAACUUUAAUGCUGAUUUUAAAUGUGCUUUUAUGUAUUUUAACCAUUGUUUUAAACUAGGGUUUACUUUGUAUUUUAUAAUGAUGUUUUAAAAUGUUGUAAGCCACCUUGAAUCCCAACCUGGGAUUCUCCCAAAUCCUUGGAGAGCUGCUGCUCUUCAGAGUCAACAUUACUAGGCUAAAUGGACUAAAGGACCACAUAGCAUUUCAAGAAGUGCUAAUUGGUGAACACAAAUUUGAAGUGGGCCAAAAUCCCCCCUCCCGUCCCCUCUGAUCAUGGAGCGACAAUUCCCAGAGUUCUCUGGGGAAAGGGAUUGAUUGCUAAACCACUCUGAAAACUGUAGCCCCCUGGACCAACUCCCACUCCCAGAAUUAUUUGGGGCAAGCCAUGAACUGCUUCAAGUGGACUCAGUGUUUUCCAUGCAUGGUGUGAAUGUGACCUUGGUCUUUGCUGAUGGAGGGCUCCUCGUUGUCAAAAGACAUCUGCUCCAUUAUCUAACGCCUCUGUAUUUAUCUGCACAGAUAACCUGGACUUCAGCCCAUGCCAGCCGGGCAGGGGACAUGCAGCCAGCUGAAAUCCAGCAGGAGACCAUCGUCAGCUAUCUUCCUCUCAGCCACAUUGCAGCCCAGAUUUAUGACCUCUGGACUGGAAUCAAGUGGGGAGAACAGGUCUACUUUGCAGAGCCGGAUGCCUUAAAGGUCUCUGUACAAAAAAAUGUAAAAAAUAAAAAUGCCCCAGUUAUUUUUCACUCUUCAAAACUGUCAAGUUGAACUUGGUGUUUUUCAGUGAGAUGAUGCAGAAGACCCUUUAAAGCUUUGGAAACCCCUCUGGGAAACAAUAAGAAGCAGACUAUAUGGGAAACAAACAGUUAAUUUACUGCCUUCGGGGGUGAUUAAACCCUUCAACACCCUUUAAGUGUAAAGUCAGACUAGUGAUCAGGAUGGUUAAAGUAUCAUUGACUGCAGAUAUAUGUAUUUAUUCUAACUGUCCCUUCCUGGACAAAGAGUCUGUAGAUUUUGAAAGAACUACAGAACUCAGGCUGAGCCGAAAGGGAGCACUUUUUGAGAAUGUCUUUGGUAGCCACAAAAGGCCUUCCCCUCUUUUCAACAGUGGGGUCUUCUCUGAAAUGAAGCUUCACCCAUUCCGAGUGAGGGCAAUUCCUGUCUAGGAAUGAUUGCCUUCACUCUCAAGUGGCUUUGUUUGACCUCAGAAAUAUCAACAAUAUGUAGCCAAAUAGGAGUAGCUAGCUAGUGUCAGGCUAUAUUGUGUUGUCUAUGCAAUUUCUGGUUGUCUGUGGUCUCUGCUUUCCAAUUUUGCCAUCCAUUCUUGGUCUUCUUAGGGGGGCUUGGUGGGUACCCUGAAAGAGGCGCUGCCCACCGCACAUAUGGGAGUUCCCCGGGUGUGGGAGAAGAUCAUGGAAAAGAUCAAAGAUGCCUCUUCUCAAUCUGGAUUUGUGAAGAAGAAAAUCCUCUCUUGGGCCAUGUCGGUCAGCUUGGAACAAAACCUGAGUGCCUCUUAUAGGUAUGUCAUUCAGAUCUGGCCAGCAGGAGAUUCAGCAGAGAUUAGCACCAGGGACUCCUAGUCCUUAAAAACAAGCUCAGGGUAGACUUCCAUUUUUCCAGGUUAAAAAGGUCAGGUGGUUUUUGUAGGUGACAAAAGACUCAGCUGAAACUUUCAGCUUUCAUGUCAUUUUAGAACAAGCUAAAAACUAGCCAAGUUCAUCAAAGUUAGAGUGCAAGUGACCCUUUACAAGUUGCAUGGAACCAGGCAGAGGGCCUUCUCGGUAGUGGUGCCCUCUCCAUGGAACGCCCUCCCAUUAGAUGUCAAGGAAACAAACAAAGAUCUGAUUUUCCAUAGACGUCUGAAGGCAGUCCUAUAACGUGAAGUUCUUAAUUUUUGAAGUAUCGUUGUGCUCUUUUAUAUUCUGUUGGGCGCUGUCCAAUGUGGCUGUGGCAGCCCAGUCAGAUGUGUGGGGUAUGAAAAACAAAUUAUUAUUAGAAAUAGAAAUAGCGCUGAAUGAGACAAAUACCAGGUGGAAAUGGGGGGAAAGGCCUUCUUCUCUCCCUUCAUUCCAGCCUUGCAAAAGACACUCCAAGAGAAUGUGAGGCAAGGCCCUUGAAGGGGGUGGAGGUGUGGUAAAGUUAAAGAUAGUAGGAAAGAAUAUAUUGAAUAAGUAUUACCCUUCCUUCACUCACGCUAGUAAGUGAUGUAGCAGAGCAGAGUCCACUCAAUAUAGCUGGAAGCUAGUUUGUAAUCUUAGUUAAGAUUAUUUCCUGGUGUCCCCUUUAAUCCCUCCUAAAAGAAUAAAGACACAGGAGUCUUUCUGAGUAAAGUAACAAAAAGUUUACUCACAUUUCAGUUCACGAUUUGAUCCCUGAAAGGCAGACUUUUCUUAAUAGUUACACAAAGAAAGUGUGAGUUCAUCUCAUAUGGAGACUGAACUCAUGUGCUGCCGGCUGAGAGCCAGCAGACAGCAAAAUUACAUUAAGAGAACAAAAUGGCUGCAGGAGACCAGCAUGACAGCAAAAGAGAGAAGCAAGACAACAGAAAGACAAAACCAGACUGAGAAAAUUGCUGCGAGACUCAACUCUUCUGUGGAGUCAGCCAGAGACAUGCCCUUCUCCCAGGUCACAUGCAGGGGGAGGGAGGAUGCUCCAGACCAGAGGAACAGGAAGUUACCCUGACUGGAUGUCCCCCUCCCUGUGACCACUCUAGGGAAAUAAGGAAUGUUGCAUUUGACUGCACCAGUGGAUUACACCCUACAGGAGGGAGAACCCUGAGGGCCAGAAGCUGAAAACUGGAGGGCCACAUUCCUCUCUCCAGUUUGAGGUUCCCCACCCCUGGUGUAGUCCAACAACACCUGGAAAACCACAGGUGGCCCAUCCCUGGAGCAGAGCAUUUUUGGCCUCUGUCUGUCUCGGGAGACAAUGGAAGAGUGUGUUUUUGGGAAUGAAGUCAAACUGCUGGAAGGUAGCAGCCCCUGCUGUGGCUGUAGAGACCAAUUCAGGAGAGACAGGUUUGGUUGAAGCUGGGGCAGAGGAAGGUGUCUGGUUGUGCUGAUGCAGAUGCACAGUAGAGUAGACUGGAAGAGAUAUUAUUCUAGGCAGCUUCCUGGGGGGGGGGGAGCCUUUUCCCUGUGGCUGCUUUGCAUAUUGUUCCAUUCUUGAUGUCAGUUAGAAAAAAAUUCCAUUUGGCCUCUUUUUCUGUAUCUCAAAGCUAUUGCCAUUUCUCUUGUGGGGGGGGGGGGUCUCCCUCCCUCCUCUUUUAUUUUCCAUAGUGAUUUAAAGCCCUUUCGAAUGAGGUUAGCAGACUCUUUGGUACUUGCUAGAAUCCGCCAGGAUCUGGGCUUUUCUCGGUGUGAGAAGCACUUCUGUGGAGCCGCUCCUCUCUCGACAGAAGCGCUGCACUUCUUCCUGGGCCUGAACAUCCCCUUGUAUGAAGCUUACGGGAUGAGCGAGACCACUGGCCCACACUGCAUGUCCAGCCCAUAUGUUUACCGGCGUUACAGGUAAAGCUGUGCCAUCUUUGUUCUUGCAACCUGAUCAGAAACAAUCUUGCAGUCAGGACAAUGGCCCUCAGUUAGGGAUUGGUAAGAAAUUUGAUUCUGUUCACAUUGAAACGCGAACCAACCUAAUUUGUGCUUUCUGAAACUGUUCACAAACCACAAUACAGGAAUCUUUGAAUCUUUGAAUCUUGCAUUUCUCUGAAUUUUGCAAUGCAAUUCUCUAGCCCAAGUAAUGUGGUUCAAAAAGACAUAUAUUGAGGUAAGGUAUAUAUUUGAAUCCAUGUAUCAGUGAAAAUAAAGUACAGAAAUGCUGGUAUUGAGUAAUGCUGCUUCUGGGACAAGAAGGGCUUAGGGGAACCAGACGGUGUUAGCUGUAUUCCUUCCCACUGCUGAUGUUUGCACAUUUAACUUUUUUUAAAAAAAGUUUUUAAAGCUUCCAGCUGCCAUCUUGCCUUUGUCCCCCAGUGCCACUGAAGUUGAAUAAUUCCGAAGCCUUGUGCAUUAAAACAGAUGCCCGCCAUCUAUUUUUAUUUUUAUUUUAAGCUGGAGCCAUCUUCCCCAACUCCUCCAAGACUACAGAAUAACUCCAGUUCUGGGGCUCUGAGUUUUACAGCAUCUGUGUGUCAGAACACUCACAUGUUUUCCCCUCAACAAACAUACACAAUUAUUUAUUUUUCCACAUGGGAGCUCAGAAAAGGGACCCAGGCAGGACUUUGGAGGACGUUUGGGCCCUGUCACCUGCCCAGGCAGGGCUUGGGGGGGGGUCAGGCCUGCUGGGGGAGGACCACGAUGAUGCGACUGUCCACUCUUUGGGCUGUUGGUGCUAUCGCUGCUGCUCCUCAUGUUCUCUUUCCCUUGCAGCUGCGGCAAAGCUGUCCCAGGUUGCAAAGUGAAGUUAAUGAACAAGGACGACGAUGGCAAUGGGGAGAUUUGCUUCUGGGGGCGAACUGUUUUCAUGGGCUAUUUGAACAUGGAGGACAAGACCAGGGAAGCGAUUGAUGAGGAUGGCUGGCUGCAUUCUGGAGAUCUGGGGAAGAUGGACAGCGAUGGGUUCCUCUACGUCACAGGAAGAAUUAAAGGUGAGAUGCCCUUGGGCAACACUUCCUGGGACCUAGUCAUUCUCAGCAGGCCAGCAUGCUUAGCACCAGGGUUGCUCAGUGGAGAGGGUCACACCUUCUUGGUGUGUUUUUAGGGGGACCCUCAUCCGCCAAGCAUCCUGUGCCUUCUCCCCUUGUUAGCAUCUACAGGGCCAGCCCACCCCUGAGGCAAGGGGAGGCAACCACCUCAGGCUGCCUGAGAUGUAGAUCUUCCCUCACCCCUUCUUCCUUGGUGGGGAGGGGGCUCCAUUUUUGGGUCUGGCCCUGGCAAUCUCGCUCUCUCCUCUCCUGCUCUUUUGCUAUUCCAAAUCUGCAGUGAAUUGUCCUGUCCUGCCCCCUUCUGGUGGUUUUGCAGCUGGCACUUCAGUCUAGCAUUUCCACAGGGUGACACAGAGGCUCAGCUGCUCACCUUAGAAAGAGCUGUGUUUCAGAGGGAGAACACUUGCUUUGUACAUAGAAGUUUCUGGGUUCAACACCAGGCAUUUCCAGUUUAAAGGUGAUGGGGAAAAUCUUUCUCUGCUGGAGGUUUUCUCCUCCGGUCCUUGUGGGAGUGAGGUCAGCUCAGGAAGCCCUUACACCUGGGUUUGUCUGCUCCCAAUGUACAUUGAGUUGCGGUUCUCCAAGCCACAUAGUCCCCCUCAGCACACCAGUGUAGUGGAUGCAAUCCUGGUAUGGACAAAUUUGUCCAGUUUCUCUUGGUUUCUCAUUAUUCUGACCAUAAACUUGGCUUCUCACAUUUCCACAUCACUUUGCUUUUUUAAAAAAUCCUCUAUAUUUCAAAGGAUAGUUGUGUUUCAGUUCACAUGUUGAAGUGUGAAUUAAGUAGUUUCUCAUUAAACUACAGACAGAAACAAAAUUCUCUCUCUUUCCCCACCAUCCCCAUAGUCCCAUAGCAAGGGCUUUACAUUUUCCCCACUUUCUUUUUUCUUCUUCCAUGGAAAAUUGGGUUAGCACUACAGAUGGGCAAAUAAAACGAUUUCAGUUUCUCAUCUUCCCAAUCUUCAGUUCAGUUCUACAUUGAUUGUUCAAAAUUACUUUUUUUAAAAAGAAUUAAAUUGCCAGACAUACAACCUGUUACAGUUCGCCCCCCCCCCUUGCAACAGCAACCCCAACUACAUCCAGUUGUAUCUAGUACAAAUUUCUCCUGACAUCCACCUUUUAAAAAUGCAAUUUUGGCAACUAUAAACAUUUUUUGCAAAGUAAUUUCCCAAAUACAAGGCAGUAUAACCUGCUAUUUUCACUAUUCUAGGCAACUAUUUUUGGCACACUUUUUGUAUGCAUUGCUUGACUGAAGAACUGUCCUCCAAAACCUGUAGAAGUGUGGAUUUUGAAGGAUGCCUGACGGGGCGUAUAUUUUGCAAAUUUCUCCUCAUGCAUGUCCUUUCUUUGGGCUUCCUAAUGUCUCCUCUGGUGUGACUCAUCAGAAAGCAAGCUAAGCCAUCCAUAAGUAAAAGAGUGAGAUCUAAACUCCACAAUGAGGAAUGCCUUGUCUGUCUGUCUGUCUGUUUCUCUCUGAGUGCAAACCAGUGUUUCCUGUUCUCAGAGAUCCUGAUUACAGCUGGGGGUGAAAACAUCCCUCCAGUCCCCCUCGAAGAUGCUGUCAAGAGGGAGCUGCCUCUUGUGAGCAACGCCAUGCUGAUUGGAGAUCAGAAGAAAUUCUUGUCCAUGUUACUGACUUUAAAGGUACAGGUCCAGCACAGUUAAACAUUUCUGGCAGAUGUACAAAUGAGGCAUAGAAUUCAGCGGCUCACUCACUUGGUGUUGAGCAGGAGGGGGACACCUUCUCCACUGAAAACUGCUUAUGGCAGUGGUGUCUCCUGAAGGGAGGGUGGGAGGCCAGAGGCAGGGGCGUAGGAAGGGGGGCGGUGCGCCCUGGGUGCCAUCAUGGAGGGGGGUGACAAAUUAUCAAGGAACAAUUACUGCCCUACUAGGGCGGAUCAUUAAAAACUUUUUUUUGGAAAAUGGCUGAGGGGAAAAACAGAAGAUGGGUGGCCAUCGCUCAGGCAUGGUCUAGUUGCGAUCCCCAGGGGUUUGGCUAGAUGACCCUCGGGGUCCCUUCCAACUCUACAAUUCUCUGGCGCAGGCUUGUGCAGAGUUUUAGGUACAAGUUGGAUGCAAGGGGUGCAUAGGAUUGCAGCCCAUCUUACGCACCGUCAGCUCAGGAAUAAGUCCCACUGAUCAGGAUGCGACUAGAUUGCUGCUGUGCAGUCCUGUUUUUUAAAUCAAUGUUUUCCUUUUCAGAUGAUAGAGCAUGGUGAAAUCACAAUAAAUAAAACCUCCCCUUCAGUAGUUUCAAGCACUACUACAGGUUCCACAUAAUAUCUGUACUGCAUUGUUUACUGUGACAGCACCUGCACUUUGGAACUCCCCACCUACUGCAACAAAGCCCGUGCCUUUGCUAGACUCUUUUCAGGCACCUGCUAAAAGCAUUCUUCUUUAGGCAAGCAUACCUAGAUGCUUAGGAAGUAGAAGUAAUUUUAAUCUUUAUAUUUUAGCUUUUAUAUGUUCUAAAGUAGGAUUGUUAUUUUUUCUUGAUUUUACUGCUGUGGUGUUUUUUGUUUUGGUAAACCACUUUGCAGGUUUUUUAAAAUAAAUUUUAUUAAAUAAAUAAAGAAUAAAUAUAAAUAAAAUAACACAAGCCUAAACACAAUCCAUCCUGUAGAUUUAAGUAUCUGUCCACAGUCGUCUACUUGUUAUUAGAGGCCCAGAAUAAGAAAAUAUGAAAUAACGUAAACCCAUUUUUGCAGGCAAAAAAAUUCAAUGUGGGGGGUGACAAGAAAUUUUCCGCACUGGUUACCACCUGACCUUCCUACGCCUCUGGCCAGAUGCCGCCCCAAUGUUGUCAGAUUGCAGCUCCCAUCAGCCUCUCAGCCAGGACUGCCUACUAUCAGCGAUGGCAGGGUGUCGCUCUCCCUGGUCUAUGAAAUGCCGCCCCCAAAAUGGUUCAGCUGGUACAUGCAGCAUCAUCUUUUCCAGAACUUUCUGUUCUCUAAAUUUUUAACUCUCAUUGUGCUGCUUUGAAAAUUCUGUUUCUGCAUUUUUUUAAAGCAUGUGCUUUUAUUCCUUUAAAUUCCAAGAUGCUUUCUGGGGCUUGCUGCAGUUUUUAGUUCUCUUUACUUUACAUUUACUUGCUGCUUUUAUAUUGUUGCAUUUUAAAUACUGUGGAUGACUGCAUAGUGUGGAAAAGAAAAUGGGACAGAGAGACGCUUCUCUACCUUUCUCCUGUUAGCAGAACUUGACUCAUCCAACAAAACUGCUAAGUUCAGAAGAGGCUUCUUCCUAGGAGUCAAUGGAAAUUGCUGCCCCAAAGGGCUGAGAGCUGCCAGCUUACCUUGGCCCUUAAUUGGGAGUUGACAAAGAGAGAAUCCAAUACUGUCCCAGGACCUGGAAGCUCUGGGUCUGAGAUGAGAAGCCUCAAGACAGAGGUGCCCCCCUGACUCCACUAUUGAACCCUCAGCUCUUCCCAAGCCACAACUCUCAGUGACUCUGCCUCCCCCCCAGUAUUUUGGCCUGACUGAAAUGUCUCCUUGAAUGCAAAUCCUCUGGCUUGUCUGGAUGUAAGACUCUCUGUGUGUAGCAAAAAUGAAACAAAUCCACAUUUGCUGCUCUGCUCCCUUUUUGCCACUGGCAGGUGUCCUCUCCCCUGCAAAGGCUGCCCGAAAGGGCAUGUGCCUGGCUGGAAAAGGUUCCUCCCUCUGGACUAGAUGGAGCUUUGGCCAGAUCCGGCAGUAGGGAAGUUCAGGCUGGGUAGCCUCCUUGGUACUAGCAGGUCCCCUUUCCACACCAGGCUCACUGCCACAUAAGUACCUGUGUGAACACUUUAUGCUGUAAACCACCCUGUGAUCUUCAGAUGAAGGGUAGUAUAUAAAUUUAACAAAUAAUAAAAAGCUGUUUAUUUCACCACACUCUCCUUCCCCAUUUCCAGUGUGCAGUGGAUCCUGAGACUUCUGAGCCUACGGACAGCCUGACCCAAGAAGCCAGGGAGUUUUGUCAGAAAGUUGGCAGCAAAGCCACUCAAGUGUCUGAGGUUGUGCGGACAAGAGAUCCGGCUGUUUAUCGAGCCAUCCAAGAUGGCAUAGACAGAGUCAACGGACGGGCAGCGGCCAAUGUUCAGCGCAUUCAGAAGUGGGCAGUUCUACAAAAGGAUUUUUCCAUUUCUGGUGGGGAAUUUGGUAAGUUUUCCAAGGGCUGGGUUACAAUCUGGAAUUCAGUUAUAUUAAAAAUUCCAGAUAUAUCUCUUUGGAGGGAUAGUAAGACUGCUAAAUUUGGGGUUUGACUUUGGUAAAUGUAUCCAGUAAAGUAGAACUGCAGGAUCUCUGGUGUAUUCCAUCCGUCAUAUGCAGUUCUUCAGCUGGGAUCAUUAAGCCUCUGGAUUAGAAUCCACCUUUUCCACACACACUUUCCUCAUGACAAACUGCUAAUAUCAAUUCAUUUCCAUUUUAGGUCCAACCAUGAAAUUAAAGCGGCAAACUGUUGUUGAGAAGUACAAAGAUGAAAUUGAUUCCUUUUACAAAAAAUAAAGUUAGCCGUCCAGUAUUGCUGUUCAAGCUCCAAUAGAACAGAAACGCACAUUCUGUAGAAUAUGUAAGACCAUCUUUCCAAGGAAGCUGUUUGAAGACCACCACCAUUUUGAAGAGGAGCACCAGAUACUAACAAGUGCACGUUUUGGGUUCCACUUCUAAAUGCUAAUUAGGCUACAGAAGCCAGAGAGAAGCACGCACCCCAGAAUCAGUGUUGGAAGGGGUCCAGAGGGUUGUCUAGUUGAGCCCCUGCAAUGCAGCAAUCUCAACUAAAGCAUCCAUGACAGAUGGCCAGCCGAUCAAUCCAAUAUUCAUUCCAGUGAAUAUAGAUUUUCAUUCAGUUAUUGAUAGGGAUGGACCAAUCUGUCAGUUGUGAUUUCUCAUUUUCAGUCCAAUCUUAAAUAGGAUUUGCAACUUUUCAACAUCAGUUUGUUUCUUUAAAGAAAGCAUUCACUAAAAUUCACCAUCAUUUUAGUGUGCAUUUCUCCAAAUACACAAAUUCUGCCUUGGUCAGACCACACCUGGAAUACUGUUUCCAAUUCUGGGCACCACAAUUUAAGAAUACUGACAAGCUGGAACAUGUGCAGAGGAGGGCAACCAAGAUGAUCAAGGGUCUGGAAACCAAGCCUUAUGAGGAACGGUUGAGGGAGCUGGGUAUGUUUAUCUUGGAAAAGAGGAGACAAAGAGAAGAAAUGAUAGCCAUUUAAAAAUAUCUCAAGGGCUGUCACAUGGAAGAUGGAACAAGCUUGUUUAUUCCUGCUCCAGAGGGUAGAACCCAAACCAGUGGCUUCAAGUUACAAAAAAGGAGAUUCUGACUGAACAUCAGGAAGAACUUUCUGAUGAGAGCUGACAGUGGAACAGACUCCCUUGGGAGGUGGUGGCCUCUCCUUCCUUGGAGGUUUUCAAGCAGAGGUUGGAUGGCCAUCUGUCAGGGAUGCUUUAGUUUAGAUUCCUGCAUUGCAGGGGGUUGGACUAGACAGACCUCAGCUUCCCUUCCAACCCUACAAUUUUGAUUCUUUACUGUCACAAUCAGUGAGUAGGAUUCUCCUAAUAUACAUACUUUGUAUGCAGUUUUCCUAAGUAUAAUACAUUUUGACAUUAAUUUUGACCAAUAUAUGUAGUUUUAUGCACACUUUCCUAUAAGAUAUAUACCUUUGGUUGGAGAACUGCACUGCAAAAUUCAGAGAAGUAUAAUUUCGAAAGUUAGCUGCGUUUUUGUUUCCUGCAUUGUUUUGAGACACGCUAAUUUGGUCUGGUCACAUUAAAAUGUGAACUAAACUAAAUUUUUCCAUCUUUAUUUAUAGCUUCUGGAAACAAUUCAGAUUCAAACACUAUUUCUGUUGAAAACAUAACCAUAUUUUUUAAAGUUAUGUUUUCUAGCAAAUGAAGUUAAACAUACUAAUUUGUACUAAAUGCCACAGUACUGCUUUCAUUGAAUGGGUGCAGGUUGUAUUUUUGUCAUCUGAAUAACAAAUUAAAAUAAAAUUAUGUAGAUCAGACUACAGAAUUCAAGUUUUGCAACAAAUGAAAAACAGGCAUUGGCACAAGAUGUAACUAUGAGUUAAAUCAAUGGUCUUUUAACCCAAUCUUACAAGUUAAGGCUUUUUCUGGCACUGGCAAAUCCAGGUCUCUCUUAGCUGAAGAUAUGAACCAAGCACCUUCUGAAUGCAAAGGUUAAAAACACUUCUUGAAUUUAUGCUGAUUCAUUGUAGUAGUAAAGAACAUGACAACACAAAACAUAUUCCUUAUGUUCCUUAAAAGGACUUAUUUCCAAAUCAACAUGUAGGAUUGCAUUGUUUGUGUUGAGGCAAGAGCAGGGAUAGGGAACCCCUGUGGAGGACUAACCAAGGAUAUUUUUACUGCACACCCA